Myripristis murdjan (pinecone soldierfish) is the source of this 1592-nucleotide messenger RNA. RefSeq names its product uracil DNA glycosylase a (gene unga). Gene Ontology annotation, molecular function: uracil DNA N-glycosylase activity. Gene Ontology annotation, cellular component: nucleus; mitochondrion. The transcript has 7 exons. Gene Ontology annotation, biological process: base-excision repair, AP site formation via deaminated base removal; base-excision repair. The record is from RefSeq and is a predicted model, not a curated record. Bases 401 to 1306 code for a protein of 301 amino acids. Lineage: Eukaryota; Metazoa; Chordata; Actinopteri; Holocentriformes; Holocentridae.
AGAAAAUAAAGCCUGCAUACUCUGGACUCUGCAUGACUCUUGUGCAUCCUUAUUGAAGCCUGACUGAAGACUUUGGCACUCAUUUUUCUGAGAUUUUUGGUAUCUGUUGUGGGCACUUUUUUCUAGACCUAAUUUGAUCGUUUUGGGGACACACUUGCCACAUCAAACCCUAGCUAUUUUUGCAGGAUGCAUGCGGCCUAGCUGACUGGGCUGCAGGGUGCUGGUGUGGUGCAUUCACCUGAACAGCACCCAACUCAUUAACAUAAACCCCGCUGACGUCACUCUUCUGGCGCGAAAAACUUAGUUGUAGUGAGCGACUUUUCCCGGGAACUGCCUCACUUCACCCAGUCGACUCGUUUAUUCUAACACAACGCAGAGUUUUCUUUUUUUCCUCAGCAACAUGAUCGGACAGAAAAGUAUCAGUUCAUUUUUUUCGCCAGUUUCCAAAAAGAGGAUUUCAAAGGAUCUGGAUGAAACUAAAGAGGAUGCAGCGAUCGGAAAGAAGAAGCUGAAGUCCUCCGCCGCAGAGGGAGAGCCGACGUCCCCUCCGCCUCAGGCUCUGACCCAGGAGCAGCUGGACCGGAUCGCCCAGAACAAGAGAGCAGCUCUGGAGAAACUCUCCUCCAGUCAGGCGCCUCCUGGAGUCGGGGAGAGCUGGAGGAAGGGGCUGUCCGCGGAGUUUGGAAAGCCCUAUUUCAAACAAUUGAUGGCCUUUGUUUCUGACGAGAGGAAACGCCACACAGUGUACCCACCUGUUGAACAUGUCUUCACCUGGACUCAGAUGUGUGACAUACGAGAUGUCAAAGUGGUGAUUCUUGGCCAGGAUCCGUAUCACGGUCCCAACCAAGCCCAUGGAUUGUGCUUUAGUGUGCAAAAACCAGUUCCACCUCCACCAAGUUUGGUGAACAUGUACAAGGAGUUGGCCUCUGACAUUGAAGGCUUCGAGCACCCCGGGCAUGGAGAUCUGACUGGUUGGGCUAAACAAGGUGUGCUGCUGCUCAACGCUGUGCUGACUGUCCGAGCACAUCAGGCCAACUCCCACAAAGAUAAAGGCUGGGAGACCUUCACUGACGCUGUGGUGCAGUGGCUCAGCACCAACUUGGAUGGUCUUGUCUUCAUGCUGUGGGGUUCGUACGCGCAGAAGAAAGGGGCUGCUAUCAACAGGAAACGUCACCACAUUCUGCAGACCGUACAUCCAUCUCCUUUGUCUGUUCAUCGCGGCUUCUUUGGGUGCAAGCAUUUCUCAAAGGCCAAUGAGAUGCUGAUCAAAUCUGGAAAGAAGCCUAUCGACUGGAAGAUGCUCUGAAAUGUCAGCCAUGGUGCAUGUGUGUCGAUCAACUACAGAAAGAGACCAACCCAUAAGCUGAUUUUCUUUGCUUUCAACAAAGCAGUUGGCACAAUUUCCUUUCCUAAAAGUGUUCAUUUUGGCAGUUUGCACUGUUGUGUGUUGCGCUACACCUUCAAUUUUCCUCUUCUUCUGAUACAGCUGUAUAGGUUUUCAGCUGCAACGCUAUAGUCAGUCGAACACUGUAAAUAUGUUUGUGUAUGUUUUUUUUAGCACAUUAAACUUUUUUUUUUUACUGAAACUUUGA